UUAACCAGCCUAUCAUUUCCCAGGGGAGUUCUGCAUAUCCACAUGGGUGGCCAAAACAACGCGUGCCUCGACAAGCUAGAGAAUUAAUUAUGACUUGGAAAAAAAAAACCGACACCGUAUCCCCACGAGUUUAAGCGUGAUCUCCUCUUGAUAUUUAGCCAGGACUUUUUGGGGGGGAUUGUUCCAAUAGCACACUACGUCGGCGGUCGCCCGUCGACUCGAUCGCGUGCACUGUCUCUGGUGUUGUUUAUUGGCUGACUCGCGCCGCUCUCUCGUGCGGAUUGAUAGCGAGAGCUGUGGGGUCCCGUGAACACCGAUAGAGUGCACUCUGCUCCACACACACGCGCGCGCAAGAAGGGGCGCCAGCAACUGUUCUCAUCGUAGCCUAUAGCUUCGGGGUCACUUCUAGAUCGUGGACUGAUUUCUUCGGCACCUCGAGAAUAUAUUGCAAAUGAUCAGCAUUUAGGUCGCCGGAACACGCCUGUACCGGCACGGAUAUUCACGUGCUUGGUGGAAACUCGUACUGACCACAUCGCGGUGUACACACGCUCCAGUGUUUCCUCCUGAUCUGAGUAUAAUUGGCACGCGCGCUCUCUCCCUCGCUGUCUGUCUUUCUCUCUCGCAAAUCAUGGAAUUAUGGAUAAAGUUUAUAUUUUUCUGCGGUUGGUGCGUCGGAGCAAGUGCAGACUUUGACGGCAGGUGGCCACGGCAGAUGGCCCCCUCCAACGGCCUGUGUCGCUACGGGGCCCGGAUGGACUGCUGCUGGGGCUGGACCCGCCGCUCCUGGGGCCACUGCCACCCGCUCUUCGCCCUAACACACAGGGUAGCCGGAAUACGAUGCCAACCUCAAGCCCAGUGCCAGCCCGGGUGUAAACACGGAGACUGUGUCGGACCCAACAAGUGCAAGUGCCACGCGGGCUUCACCGGGAAGACCUGCAACCAAGAGGAGCCGGGCUAUUUCGCCCCACCACUGGUGGGAUAUCCAUCUCCCUGUCUCUCUCCCCGUGGACCGCCCGCCCGCAAGGGUGGCAAUGGAGGUUGUGACCCCAGCUCUUUGCCGCCCUUUCCCCCAGAAGUUCUGCUACGAAAUAUUCCACGGAACCACGACCACAACACGGUGGUGGGGGGCCUGGACUUUGACAUCGAGCCGGGGAACACGGCGGACGAGCCUAACGACCAGCCCAGAGAGGACCGGCCCGGGGCCGACGCCCAUCAGCACCCAGAGUCGGGCUAUCUGAGCUGCUCUUUUGACCAGGGGCUGUGCGGCUGGAUCAAGGACAAAGACGGAGACCUGCACUGGGAGACCACCGCUGAUCCAGCAGGGGGACGCUUCCUCACCAUCCCCGAGGCGGCGGCGGCGGCCGGGGCGGCGGGGGGGGGCAGCCGGAGGAGGAGCGGCCGGGGGGCGCGGCUGGUCCUCCCCCUGACCCCGCCCUGGGACCAGGGCAACCUGUGCCUGUCCUUCCGCCACAGCCUGGAGGGCCACCACGUGGGCAUGCUGCAGGUGUUUGUGAAGAAGGGCCGGCAGUACAGCCCCGCCGUGUGGGGCCGGACGGGGGGCAGCGGCUGGAGGCACACCCAGAUCACCCUGUGGGGCACCGGGCUGGAGAGCGUGAUCCUGAAGGGGGAGCGUGGGCGGGGCAAGAGCGGCGAGAUGGCGGUGGACGACAUCACGCUGAGGAAAGGCUCGUGCGUGGAGGAGCACAGCAGCGUGAGGAGACUUUGAUGCACGCACCCGGUCGAGGACGCAGUGGUAACCCAUGACAACAAAGGGUGAAGAAGAAGAGAGGAUAUUAAUAUCUGACUCUGAGAGCAGACUCUUAAUUGUGUCACAGCCCCCCCCCCCCCCC
Messenger RNA from Gadus macrocephalus (Pacific cod), 1850 nucleotides. It is a transcript of the gene npnta, whose product is annotated as nephronectin a. Lineage: Eukaryota; Metazoa; Chordata; Actinopteri; Gadiformes; Gadidae. Gene Ontology annotation, biological process: nervous system development. Gene Ontology annotation, cellular component: membrane. The transcript is spliced from 10 exons. Bases 629 to 1726 code for a protein of 365 amino acids. The record is from RefSeq and is a predicted model, not a curated record.